Molecule: messenger RNA, 2312 nt
Organism: Hippocampus zosterae (dwarf seahorse)
Lineage: Eukaryota; Metazoa; Chordata; Actinopteri; Syngnathiformes; Syngnathidae
Gene: usp14
Product: ubiquitin specific peptidase 14 (tRNA-guanine transglycosylase)
Exons: 16
Coding region: 123-1619 (498 amino acids)
Biological process (GO): protein deubiquitination; proteasome-mediated ubiquitin-dependent protein catabolic process; regulation of proteasomal protein catabolic process
Molecular function (GO): proteasome binding; protein binding; cysteine-type deubiquitinase activity
Source: RefSeq, a predicted model, not a curated record
CGUCAUUCUACUUGAAUGAAGUUCAGACUGCGCUCAACUAGAAGCCAAGUCAACUCAUUGGCAUCCCGGCUGACUGGAAACAGGACGAAAACAACAAUUUGGGACUUUGCAGGUUGGCAAGUAUGCCGGUGUUUUCAGUCAAUGUGAAAUGGGGCAAAGAGAAGUUUGACGCUGUGGAGCUGAACACAGAGGAGCCACCCAUGGUGUUCAAGGCUCAGCUUUUUGCUCUGACGGGAGUGCAGCCGGACCGACAGAAGGUGAUGGUGAAGGGAGGCACGCUCAAGGAUGACGAGUGGGGGAACAUCAAGUUGAAAAAUGGAAUGACUCUGUUGAUGAUGGGUUCAGCGGAAGCUCUGCCUGAGGAGCCUGCUGUCAGGCCCAUGUUUGUGGAAGACAUGACUGAUGAGCAGCUGGCCUCAGCCAUGGAUGUUCCCUGCGGACUGACCAACCUGGGCAACACCUGCUACAUGAACGCCACCGUGCAGUGUCUGCGAUCUGUGCCCGAGCUCAAAACUGCACUUCGAAAGUAUACCGGCGCGCUGCGAUCCUCGGGGCCCAAUGCGUCGUCACAGUACAUCACAGCAGCUCUGCGCGACUUAUACGAGACCAUGGACAAGACCUCGUCCAGCCUGCCUCCCAUCAUCCUUCUGCAGUUCCUCCACAUGGCCUUCCCACAGUUUGCUGAGAAGGGGGAGCAGGGACUAUACCUCCAGCAGGACGCUAACGAAUGCUGGCUACAGAUGAUGAGAGUUCUUCAGCAGAAGCUGGAGCCACUAGAGCCAGAGACUCCCAUGGAGACUGACGCUGAGAGAGGAGCCGCCUCUGCCUCCUCAAAGAAGAACUUUAUUGACCAGUAUUUUGGUGUCGAGUUUGAAACGACCAUGAAAUGCACAGAGUCAGAGGAGGAGGAGCCAAUCAAGGGCAAAGAAAGUCAACUCCAACUCAGCUGCUUCAUCAACCAGGAAGUCAAGUAUCUGGCUACGGGACUGAGGCUGAGACUUCAGGAAGAAAUCACCAAAAUGUCAACGAGCUUGGAAAGAAAUGCUCUCUACAUCAAAUCUUCAAAGUUGAGUCGCCUCCCCGCCUACCUGACGAUACAGAUGGUUCGUUUCUACUACAAGGAGAAAGAAUCUGUGAACGCCAAAGUGCUGAAGGAUGUGAAGUUUCCCCUGAUGCUUGACGUGUACGAGCUUUGCACGGCCGAGGUGCAGGAAAGCAUGCUGGCUACCAGGUCGAAGUUCAAGGAAGUGGAGGACAAGAAGCUGGAGAAGCAACAGCAGAAGGCCAAACAGGAGACCAAGAAAGAAGUCUCGGUCAAGGAAGUGAAAUAUGAGCCCUUCUCCUUUCCUCAUGAUGUGGGUUCCAACAACAGUGGCUACUAUGAUCUGCAGGCGGUGCUGACGCAUCAAGGCCGCUCCAGCUCGUCGGGGCACUACGUGGGCUGGGUCAAGAGGAAAGAAGAUGAGUGGGUGAAAUUCGACGACGACAAAGUGAGCGUGGUGUCACCGGAGGACAUCCUGCGGCUGUCGGGCGGCGGUGACUGGCACAUUGCCUACGUUCUACUCUAUGGUCCGCGGAGACUGGAGAUACUUGAGGCAGCAGACAAGGAGGAACAUUAACGUUCCCGUGUUGGGACAGAGGGCACCUUCCUCCAAAUUUGAACCCCCUCCACAAAAAUGCACUGUCUGCAGAAGCCGUGCAAUAAAACUGGUGUCUUUACUUAAUGGAUCACCUCAAUUUUUUUUCCCCUGUUAGGUGUUAAAAUUUCAACCAUCGUGAGCUUACAAGGAAAAAAAGGACUGGAUCAAAAUGCGAGGCUGUUAAUGUUUUAUACGCGUCAUCUGGUUUUUAAGGUGCAACUGUGUACACUCACUUGGCUUUCAUUCCUCUUCUGUUAAACAGCAGGGGUGGGCAACCUGCACAAACAUGAAGCCCCCCCCCCCCCCCCCCCCAUGUUCUCUGUGCAGUAUUUGCAGAUUUUACGUGUGGUUGGGCCAGGAAAUGUUUUUGUCACUUGUUUUUGUCAUCAAGCCAAAGCCAUGUCUGAUAUCAACCUAUUGCCUCAGUGCCAUUUUCGUCCCAAGGAAUUACGUUGGAAUGACGGGAGGAGCUUCAUUUAGUUUGUCAAAUAAAAAUGUGUGAGGAAGUCUUUCGUACAUCGACAAAUAACGCCACACAGGAAGGCCAGACUCAAACACAGAAUUACGAACCUCUAAUAGGCUGCCACAGAUGCAGAUUACAGUAAGUGGAAAAUGGUUCGGGUAUUUUCAUAAAUGCCCUUGGGAGUGCUUGUGUAAAAUGCAACCCUCCCC